Aspergillus nomiae NRRL 13137 is the source of this 1146-nucleotide messenger RNA. RefSeq lists its product as uncharacterized. The annotation marks the transcript as partial. The transcript is spliced from 3 exons. Lineage: Eukaryota; Fungi; Ascomycota; Eurotiomycetes; Eurotiales; Aspergillaceae. The record is from RefSeq and is a predicted model, not a curated record.
UCUCUUUUCGAUUUUAUUUCUGUAACUACAUAAAGACUUCUUUAUUUCUUUUACCUCCAAUACUUUCUCCGGUCCUUAUCUGGUGUCGUACUCCACACUUUCAUCGUUUCAGCUCAUCGUCGUCCCGACACCAGCUGAGAUAGUUAAUUCUCACCGCGACACGGCGCAAGAGUAUGAGUGACGGUAUUUUCUAGAGAUCUGCCCACGAUGGAUGGCUCCAUCCCUCCGUCGUCCGCUAUGUCUCCCAUUUCGCCCUCGCCAUCCACUUCAUCAUCCAUCUUUCGCCCCCGCAGAUCCGAGGACUGGCACGAGUACCGUCCGAUCAUCGAGCAACUCUAUCGUGACAAUCAAUUAAAGCUCAGAGAUGUCAAGAGAAUCAUGGAGCGUGAUUAUAAGUUUCAUGCAUCAGAAAAACAAUACAAAGACCGGUUGGCAGCCUGGCAUAUUCGGAAGAAUAUAAAAGCCAAAGAAGUUCAUGUGAUGAUUCGAAAACAACAAAAACGAGCUGCCCGGGGAAAACAGACUGGAUUUCGUGUCGCCGGUCAAGAAGUGGAUUCGAAACGCAUCGCUCGUUUCGUCCGUAGAUACGGUACUCACUGGGAUAACAAAGGUCGCGCCGAGUCUCAGUCCCAAUCUCCGCCUCAACUUCAACCUCACUCUCAACCCGAAACCCAACCGCUGAGCCAUCGGUCAAGCCCCGAGCCUGAUACUCCAUCCGAUAUGAGUUGCUAUACGCCCGAGCCCGAUGCUAGAGAUAGAAGCUCGACUUUGUCUCCUCGGCCAGAGACGAUGUCACCUCGCAGUGAGAUGACCCCAUCCUUUUCACUAGCCUGUACAACUCAUGGAAGCUUUAUCAAGCACUAUGAGUUUUGGCUGGAAAAAGAAACUUUGGUUAAUCAGAGCACAGGCCACGACAAGCUCAAGAUAGAACAAACCCCUGCUUCUGAGGUUGAUGAUAGCCAGUCUUUGCCGACAACUUAUAGCCCCAGCUUACCAAACGACACUCCUAAAGCCACGAAUGAUGUGUCAUGGAAGGAUCUUGAUUCCUUUCAGAAUCGUCUCCUCGCUCUUCACGACACUCUUGAGGCCUCGAUGGCCGGAUUUAUAUACCCUAAUGAAGAAGAAAACCGCACCCCACUUUUAUGA